This is a messenger RNA of Neopsephotus bourkii (Bourke's parrot), 1822 nucleotides long. It is a transcript of the gene LIN52, whose product is annotated as lin-52 DREAM MuvB core complex component. Lineage: Eukaryota; Metazoa; Chordata; Aves; Psittaciformes; Psittacidae. The transcript is spliced from 6 exons. Gene Ontology annotation, biological process: regulation of DNA-templated transcription. Bases 35 to 373 code for a protein of 112 amino acids. The record is from RefSeq and is a predicted model, not a curated record. Gene Ontology annotation, cellular component: DRM complex.
GGGGAACGGCGUCGCGUCACGUGAGGCGGGCGACAUGGCGGCUCCCGCAGAAGGUACUGAUCUGGAGGCCUCGCUUCUGAGCUUCGAGAAGCUGGACCGCGCCUCCCCGGACCUGUGGCCAGAGCAGUUGCCUGGGGUUGCCGAAUUCGCCGCCUCCUUCAAAAGCCCUAUUACAAGUUCCCCUCCCAAGUGGAUGGCUGAAUUAGAAAAUGACGAUAUCGACAUGUUAAAGGAGCUGGGGAGCCUCACUACCGCUAACCUAAUGGAAAAAGUUCGUGGCCUGCAGAACCUGGCUUAUCAGCUGGGACUGGAUGAAUCUAGAGAAAUGACUCGAGGGAAAUUCCUGAACAUCCUGGAAAAACCCAAAAAGUAGCUGCUACAUCUGGAAUUUGGACAGAAAUACCCCAGCUAGAUCAUUUUAUGUACUGCGGAUCCAGAUGAAACCUAGAACUUCUGCAAACCUCUUGCUCUAGACCUCCAGAAGCAAGCAUCACUUUUCGCUUCCACAGCUCAUUUCCUUACAGAGAUGUAUGGCAUGCACAUGUCACAAGGACUGCAAUUGGUUGUGUUGAACUUUGGACUUCAUCUGACCCAAAGAUGUCCAACAGGAGGACUUAGCCCUGACAUGCUGUGGCAAAGUUACCUGUCCUAAUCAGCUAUUCGGAGGGAACAGCCAUAGUGUCCUUACUCAAUUGCUGUCAGUGGCAGCACCUGUUUGAAGUACACAGCAGACCUGUCUCAUAAGGCAUUGGCCCUUUGAGCAUCCUUUCUUAGAUGUACUGAUUUCUUAUGUGCAGCUUCUGUGCUGAAAGAUUUGAGCAUAAUUUGGGGUGUGGAUUGACCAAGAGCACUGGUUCAGCAGGAGCAUAUGCUUUUAGUGUAGAAGCUGAAUGUAGUCUGUGCAUUAAAGUUACUCACUGCCUUUGAGAAGCGUGUCUGGUACUCUGAGGAGGACCUCCAGAGCUUUGGUGUAGCAGCAGCUUCAUCUCACUGCCAAACAGCUCUCUAGUGAAAUUGAGACUGACAAACCAUAGGAAGUAAGAGGUAUUACUGUGGCAUGAAAGAAAAUACCCCUACAGAAAGUUCAGUGAGUACACAGCUUUGUCAGCCCCCUGCCAUUCUCUGCUUCUUACAGAGCUAGAAACUGAAGUAAAUGAAAAAUUGAAAGGCAAUAAUAUUUUCUGGUAGUGCUCCAAGAAGGACCAGCAGGACUGUUAGCCACAUUGCGAGGGUGGUCCGCUUAUACAGGAUCUUACAAUUUCUGAAAGUAACAUUUUGUGGUAUUUUUAAUAACUUCUAAAGCAGCAACCCCCAAAUUUGCUUUCCCUACAAACCCAGAAUUUUUAAACAGAAUUUUCUGUGACCUGGUCUCUUUCAGCACACAGUUUUGGGUUUAUUAAUCUUAGUUUAAUGCCUUUUCCUUCUGUUAAUGCACAUUAAUGUUAAUGUUGCCCCCUGAGACGAGAGUGAAGGGACAUGGUCAGACUUUUUGUUUAAUUUAAGAGAAAAAAUUUUUCAUUUCAUCCUCUUCCCUUGUCUUAGAAAACAACAUUUUAAGCAUUAGUACAUACGUUCUUUUUAAGGCACAACAUAAUAUUGAAGCACUGGAUGGAGAGCAGGGUUUUUUCUCUAUUUAGGGAUGUUAUUCUUCCCAUGCAGGCUUUUUAAAACUUGUAAUUUCCCAGGCUGCAGUCACAGGUGAAAGGAGAAAUGACUUGGAAAUAGUACAUGUAACAGUCUGCGCUAAAGCAUUGCGUUUUUCUGUCUUUGCAGAGAGAGGUGACUCUUCUCAGAUGUAUGUGCCAUAAAGAGGAGAUUUUUU